Messenger RNA from Glarea lozoyensis ATCC 20868, 1236 nucleotides. RefSeq lists its product as uncharacterized. The coding region runs from base 1 to 1236 and encodes 411 amino acids. The record is from RefSeq and is a predicted model, not a curated record. Lineage: Eukaryota; Fungi; Ascomycota; Leotiomycetes; Helotiales; Helotiaceae. The transcript has 2 exons.
AUGAAUUCGUCAUCACAAGAAGAUCUCGUCUCGACCCAAACCUCAUUUUCUCCAUCCGCGAACCUUACUACCAUCGACGGCAGUCCAGGCCAGAACCACGAAUUAUCCACGAGCCCUCGUCUCGAAGAUGGUAUGCUUCCAGAAUUAAAUGUAAACGAAGACAAUGGAUUUGGAGACUUUGGAUUCAAUCGUCAAGUUGAACUAGAUUAUGGACGAAAGCUUGCAAACUUUUCUGUUAGUCCAAAACUACCUGAUGUUGAAGGCACAGAAGAUCAUCCAAGCAUACGACAAGUCACAAAAAGCUUGGGAAUUCAAUAUGGUGCUCGACCGACCGCGAAAGAAAAUGCAUCCAGUGUUACCUUUACCGAAAAUUUCAUGACAGAUGAAGUUGUUCUAUGGGAAUACCGUGAAAGGUUUUAUAAUGGUUCCAGUUCAAAUGUUUUUUCGAAAGAGGAUUUCAAAAACAUCGAGAAAAGGCUUGAGCCGGAAGCAUACAACAGGAUGAAGCUGAACUAUGAAACUAGGGCCAAGCGCGAAAUGCAUGCCUUUAUGAAACACCCAAGACGUAGCUCUCUGUACUACAAGGGAAUUCCUAAGACUGAGGAGAGUUCCUGCGCGGGGCAGUCUUCUGCUUGUGGUUUUGUAUCUACAUUCCCACCUAUGGACUGGCUUAGACUUCUAUCGCACGUCAAUAGAGUGUUCAGAGACGAGUUAGCCAAAGUUAUGUGGUCUCAAAGCACGAUUGAGGCUAAUUGGGACAUCGGUGGCUUUCCAAAAGCACUUGUAGAGUUCAUUCAAGAUGCACCUGCAGCUGUCGCUCAUGUCCGGAAGAUAUCUUUCGGAUCCAUCAUACAGUGUGUGCAAGAUCCAUCAAGCCCUGAUAGUCUGGAUGAUAUAGAUCGAGGAUUCAAAUUGAUGGCCUCCCGGCUAAAUCUGAAGGUAUUGGAAAUACGUCUAUAUGCUCAUGCGGCAGAUAUUGAAGAUGUUAUAACAACAGAAGGCCGACAUUCAACCAUUAUGGCUAUCCGAAAUCUUGUCGUUACUGAACGAAUCAAUCUCCACCUUUCCAUAUUCGCGUCUUGCCGUGCACAGGCUGAAGAUAUAGAAUAUCAAAAACUUGAAUCAAAGUACCAGCCCAUUUUGAGAGAUCUCAUGAUGCCAGAUACUUUAAGAAACGCCGAAACGAGAGCGCGGUCUGAACAGCAGAAAUACUUGGAGGAUCGACUUAAAGCAUGA